Molecule: messenger RNA, 1438 nt
Organism: Xenopus laevis (African clawed frog)
Lineage: Eukaryota; Metazoa; Chordata; Amphibia; Anura; Pipidae
Gene: en1.L
Product: engrailed homeobox 1 L homeolog
Biological process (GO): animal gross anatomical part developmental process; neuron differentiation; regulation of transcription by RNA polymerase II
Cellular component (GO): nucleus
Molecular function (GO): DNA binding; RNA polymerase II cis-regulatory region sequence-specific DNA binding; DNA-binding transcription factor activity, RNA polymerase II-specific
Source: RefSeq, marked provisional
GUUCCAGUCUGUCUCUCUGUACUGAGUGUCCCAUUUCGGGUGCUGUUUGGUGGGGUCUAGACCAGAGGUUGCAGGUUUAAGUGUGAGGGUUGCAGGCUACAGUUAGGGGACCAGGCGCUUCAUUAGAGGGUUGGGGGCUACUUACUUUGCUGCUGCAGCCCCACGCAGUGCAGGGCCCCUAGAGAAGGUGGUCCCGGGGCUGGAGGGCGAUAACAUGGAGGAUCAAACUGAUCAAAGCCCCGGGGCCCCAAGUGAGCCAGAUCCAGGGGCCUCACCUCCCCCUCUGCACCCUGUGCUCCCCACUCACCGGACCACUAACUUCUUCAUAGACAACAUUCUCCGGCCGGACUUUGGCUGCAGGAAAGAGACCCCCGGGAGGGGCAACUCCAGCCCCCUGCACACCCGCCCGGGCAACCCUGCUCCGAGCCCAGACUCUGACACCCCAUCAGACAGUUCCAAGGGCAGCGACUCCAACCCGGCUCUGCUCCUGGUGGGCAACGCGGCGCCCCCUGUGCACAAGAAAGACUCUGUGGUGUGGCCCGCCUGGGUCUAUUGCACUCGCUACUCCGACCGACCCUCCUCUGGCCCUAGGACCCGCAAGCUAAAAAAGAAGAAGAGUGAGAAGGAAGACAAGAGGCCCCGAACAGCCUUCACUGCUGAGCAGCUCCAGAGACUGAAGGCUGAGUUCCAAGCCAACCGCUACAUCACAGAGCAGAGGAGACAGAGCUUGGCCCAAGAGCUGAGCCUCAAUGAAUCCCAAAUAAAGAUCUGGUUCCAGAACAAAAGGGCCAAGAUCAAAAAGGCUUCGGGGAUGAAGAAUGGCCUGGCUCUCCAUCUCAUGGCUCAGGGACUGUACAACCACUCCACUACUACUGUGCAGGAGAAGGAGCAGGAGAGUGAGUGAAGGGGCAGCACCCCCAGUGACUAUGCCAAUGUUCUACUACUACUGUGCAGGACAAUGAGCAACAGGGGUAACUCUGCCAAGUGACUCUGAAGCUGUCGUUCCGCUACUGGGCAGGAGAGUGAGUAAAUGGGACAGCCUAGUCUGGUGCCAGUACUAUUUGUUAUUGUGCAGCACAGACUUUGGGAAAAUUCACCCAGCAACAGGGAAAUCUACUGCUCUUGUUGUCCCAUUGUGGUGCCCAAUGAAACCCCCCCAUUAUAUGGAUACAACAAACUCCCUCAGAGUAUGGACCCAACAGAUGUACCUUUUGCUGUAUGGACCCCAGUGUUCCCCCUUAUGAAUUCCAGGGUUUUUGACUGUUCCCCAUUUGACUGUAGAACCAGUUUCUGGGCACCCCACAAAUGGAGGUGCUGAACUGUCCUUUCAAGCCAAAGAUUUUCUGCUGUUGGAGUUGUGUAACCUUAAUAAAGAGUGCGUUGUGCCCGGACCCGACUGCCCGUAACUUAUUUGCUAAUAAAUCCUGAGGCAAUCACA